AUGCACCCAGCCUUACAAAAUCUCGAAAUAAUAUGCACGAUUAGCUCAUACGUGAAACACAGUUCACUUCCUUCAUUUGCAUCCACAUGCCGCGCGUUUGAGCGCCCAGCACUUAAUGCACUGUGGCGGGAUCUGCAAUCUGUGAAGCCCGUUGUCAAAUGCUUACCGCGUAACCUGUUUGGCUCUGGUCUUGAAGGAGGUGUUGCAUUACGAGAACCUCUUGACGAUAGGAUGUGGCAUACUCUUGUCAAAUACACGUCCCGCGUACACUCAAUUACCGUACUGGAUGACAUGGAAGCCAUCGACCUCCUCUGUGCAAUCAUACUAUCUUGUUCUUCGGCACCUGCAUCGUUGUUUCCGAACCUCCACAAAUUAAAAUGGCAUGCCAGUGGAACCCAUUGUGCUGCACAGGUCUUGCGCAUGGUGUUUGUACCUUCCCUACUAGAGUUGAACAUGGAUAUUCCUUCAGCUUCCUCUGCCUUUCUCUCGGUCCUUUCCACCCUCGGGACAUCGUGUCCUCGCCUCCAGAACAUGUCUUUGAACUAUGGACCCUCGUUCCCCAUCUUAUCGUUUAAAGCUUCACCCUUCAUCACGCGAUCUAUCUCUCAGCUCCACCAUCUCCACACGUUGUCGGUAUGUGACCUAGGAAUCCAAGGCAUCAAGCAUUUGACGGAGCUGCGAGCUCUGGAGUCACUGAGCUUGAAGUUCACAGACCCGUCAGAUUGGGACACAGUGGAUUUAUCAUUCCCCGGCUUUCAUAAUUUGCAAUCGUUGGGCCUUUCCACUGUUACAAUGGAGCAAGCUUCGAGUUUUUUGAGUUCACUUCAGUUCGUCAGAACCAAAGAAAUCAGGGUUGACUUCGUGCAUCAGGAUGAAUCCACAGCGAUACCCCAGUUAUUCGCCAUCAUCCAGGAGAGAUGCGAUAACGACAAGCUUGAAUCUAUCAGCCUCCACGGAGAUGAUCCUGAAGACACACACACAGGACAGAGCAUCUUCGCACCAUUAUACGCAUGCCGCAAUCUAACUCAAUUGCUUAUUGGAAGCGUCUGCUACAUUUCCAUGUCCAACAAGGAGCUGGGCCGGCUGGCGACAGCCUGGCCUAAGCUCCAAGUGCUCCAAAUCAAAUGUUAUCCCUCUGAUGAUUCCAUAAUGCCGACGUUCCAUGGGCUAAUCACUUUACUUGGCCGCUGUCCCGCUUUGACUUCGAUCACUCUUGUCAUCAAUGUCACCAAGUUCAACGGCAUAGAUCUCAAGAGUCCCGGCGGUGGAUGUCGCAAUGAGCGUCUCAAAUUCCUCGCCCUCGGAAAUUCACCCAUUAAGGUCCCCGUGAACGUGGCUCUCAUCAUCAGCGGCCUUUUCCCCAACUUGAAGAAGGUUGAUUUUUGGGAUGCAUACCCGACAGUCCAGAAGAAGUCAGUGAAGCAACAGUGGGAGUUAGUCAACAGCAUCAUCGGUGGCUUUAGCCUCGUAGAAGAACGGAGCUUUGGAAUAUGGUCCGACCUCUAG
Suillus discolor is the source of this 1506-nucleotide messenger RNA. RefSeq lists its product as uncharacterized. The record is from RefSeq and is a predicted model, not a curated record. Lineage: Eukaryota; Fungi; Basidiomycota; Agaricomycetes; Boletales; Suillaceae. Bases 1 to 1506 code for a protein of 501 amino acids. The transcript has 2 exons.